Oldenlandia corymbosa var. corymbosa is the source of this 1441-nucleotide messenger RNA. Lineage: Eukaryota; Viridiplantae; Streptophyta; Magnoliopsida; Gentianales; Rubiaceae. The record is from the annotation of a GenBank genome assembly.
AAGAGGUUUAAGGCCGCACUUUAAUUCCAAAGGGUUUAUGCUUUCAACCCUUCCUCCGCCCCCAGACAACUCCAAUUUGGGGGAAUAACAAAAUUGGCGCCGCCGUAUAAACAUCAUAUUUACUUAGUUGGGGGCCAGUGCACAGAUUUCAAGCAAAGAUGAUGAAAUUAAAAACCCCUUCCAAGAAAAGGGUUCUCCGGGAGCUAGAGAAACGUGAACCAAAACUUGUUGAGACAGGGAAGAAAACUCUGAUACUUCAUGGUACUAAAACCAGCAAUGUGUUGAAUGCUGUAUUGGCUGAGAUUUAUCAUUUGAAGAGAGGCAGUGCUCUCAAAUAUUCUAAGAAGAAUGAAAAUGUCCGGCCUUUUGAGAGUGGUGGCGAAACUUCUUUGGAGUUCUUCUCGCUUAAAACUGACUGUGGUCUGUUCGUGCUAGGUACGCACUCUAAGAAGCGGCCGAAUAAUCUUGUGAUUGGAAGGUUUUAUGAUCACCAUAUUUAUGAUCUUGUGGAGGUUGGAGUCGAGAAUUUCAAAAGCAUUGAGUCUUUUUCUUAUGAUAAGAAAUUGACUCCUCAUAUGGGAUCAAAACCUUUUUUUGCUUUCAUUGGAGAAGGAUUUGAUAGUAAUGAAGAGUUGAAGCAUUUAAAAGAAGUUCUACUUGAUCUUUUCCGGGGAGAGGUUAUAACAAAUCUCAACCUAGCUGGUUUGGAUCGUGUUUAUUUGUGCACGGCCGUGUCGUCCAAUAAGGUGUUCUUCACUCAAUGUGCUAUUCAGUUGAAAAAGUCGGGCACCAAGGUACCAAGGAUUGAGUUGGUUGAGGUUGGCCCUUCUAUGGAUUUUAUCGUUAGGCGACAUCGUCAACCUGAUGACAGAUUGAAGAACCAGGCAAUGAAAACAGCUCCUGAUUCUACAAAGAAAAAGGUGAAAAAUGUUGUGAAUGAUCAAAUACGUGGUAAACGUGCGAGGAUAUUCAUACCAGAUCAAAAGGUUGGUAAUGUUGCUCUGCCUCAUAAAGCGAAAGGAGUGAAGAGGGAGCGCCGAGAAGCUAAGAUGAAGGAUGAGGAGACCCGCGAACCUGCUGGAAAGAAACAGAAGGAUAAUGGUAAUUAGUGUUGUUAAGGAUUUUUGCACAAGUCAAUCCCGCGCAACUGAUGAUUCUAAACGGUUCAAGCACAAUAUGGAUAAAAGUGAAGAUGGCUGAACUUGUACUGGGCUGUAGGAAGCUUAGAAGUAUACCGGAGUAGCCGUCUUAUUUUUGGAAAUGCUAUAUGAGAUUUUGAGAGAAGGUUUUUUAAGUAUGGAUGGAUCCUAGUACUGUGUAUUGUUGUGGAAAGACUUCAUCGUAACAAAGUGCCACCCACUAAUUUUCUUGAAUUCAUGAAUUUCGCUAUACUUGAAGCGGUUUAGUAUUCGAAUAUAAACUGAAAUCCAGUGUUUCUUUC